AUGUCCCGCAGAAUCACCCGCUCAGCCGCGAGAUUAGCUGCAGAUCCCCCUCUGUCCAUCAGCUCCGGCCCUUCCCCUGCGAUUCCUGCCGCUGGUUCGGCUUCAACUCGGAAGCGUAAAGCUCCCGCACGCAGCGAUCGGCCCGCGGACGCUUCUGGACAAGUGAAUCACACAUCUCCGCCCCGGAAACCGAAACGACAGCGGCGUGCAGCUUCCUCUCCAACGGCGGCAGCUCCCGCAGCUCCGCGCCGUGGUACUCGAAACCGCCCAACUAUGUCCCAACCCGGCCCGUCAUCGCGACCCACGGAGGAGUCUUCAAGGAAUCAGACGUCACCUCCAGCGUCCCGCCGGAAGUCUAGCCGUAAUGGGAAAGUAUCGCAAGAUCAUCCCUCGGCAGCCCAGUCUUCUCCACCUCGCCGACACAAGAAGCACCUGCCCAGGACAAAUCCAAAUGUAGUCAUGAAAGAUGCGGAUGAUGACUUGGAAGGACACGAGCGGGACGAGGAACGAGGUUCGUCCCCGCCAAGUGAUAGUAACGACGGAACAAACCAUUCAGGCAUCGAUGAUGAUGAUGGGGAUCUCUUUCACAAUAGCCUGUUUGGAUCACGCAGUCCGCUGGAGCUCCAGAGCACUCUUCGUGCUUUGAGUGGCAUGAUGUCGGGCAUGUCUUCUCGCCUGCGAGAAAUUCUGUGCAAUCUGAGAAUGAAGGACGAUCCAUCCAUCCAACUGAUCGCCCUGCAAGAGCUGUCUGAUCUUUUACUAGUAUCAAAUGAGGACAAUCUGUCCGGCCAAUUCUCGCCCGACCCGUACGUAAAGGAAUUGGUCUCUUUGAUGCAGCCCAGUGAGCUCGGCGAAGAGAACCCGGAGAUUAUGCUUCUUGCCUGCCGCUGCCUGGCCAACCUAAUGGAGGCUUUGCGCGGAUCGGUGGCCAAUGUAGUGUACGGCGGUGCUGUGCCAAUCCUAUGCCAGAAGUUGUUGGACAUUCAAUUUAUCGACCUGGCCGAACAGGCCCUCAGUACUCUGUCCAAAAUUUCUGUAGACUUCCCAGCGUCUAUCGUGCGUGAGGGCGGCUUGACGGCCUGCUUGACGUACCUUGAUUUCUUUCCAACUAGUACACAACGGACGGCGGUGACUACUGCGGCGAACUGCUGUCGUAAUCUUCCCCAUGAUUCUUUUCCCGUGGUCCGAGAUGUCAUACCCACUCUCUUGAAUGUCCUCUCCAGCAAUGACCCAAAGGUUGUGGAGCAAGGAUGUUUUUGUGUCUCCCGGAUUGUUGAGAGCUUCAAACAUAAACCGGAAAAGCUCGAAGAGUUGAUACAGCCGGCAAUGUUGAAAGCUGUGCUGCGUCUGCUUCUGCCGGGAACCACAAAUCUCAUUGGCCCCCAUAUUCACACCCAGUUUCUUCGGGUUCUGGCUAUCACGUCCAAAACAAGCCCCGGACUCUCUGUGGAGCUACUCAAGAUGGAUGUGGUUGACACGCUUUACCAAAUCUUGACUGGUGUCUCGCCGCCGGAAAAUCUUGAAGACACGGCCGUCAAGAUGGACAGUGUUCUUGUCAUGCAGGCAUUGAUCCACCGUCCCCGCGAACAGGUCUCUGAGACUCUCAAUGUUAUCUGUGAGCUCUUGCCCGGUGUUCCUGGUCGACGGGCUCCACAAGCGGAAGGUUGUCCAGGUCCGUCUCUCGAUAGUGACCCGGCCGUCGGGUUGAAAUACUCCAAGGCAAAGGAGUCUGCUGAGAGGAGGCGUUCAUUAUUGAUGAACUGCAAGACCGAGCUCAAGCGGUUUGCCAUGAUUUUACUGCCUACCCUUACAGACGCAUAUUCUAGCACUGUUAACCUGGAGGUCCGGCAGAAGGUACUCAUCGCCCAACUCAAGAUGUUACAUAACCUAGAUGCUCCUUUGGUUGAAGAUGCCUUGCGGUCGGUGCCAUAUGCUUCAUUCCUGGCAGCCAUUCUGUCUCAAAAAGACCACCCUUCACUCGUCUCAUCUGCUCUACGGUGUGCAGAACUUCUCUUCCAGCGCCUGGAGCGAGUCUAUCAACACCAAUUUCAUCGGGAGGGCGUUGUAUCGGAGAUCUUCAAGCUUGGUGAAGAGCCCCUGUCAACCGAACAGCAGACAAAGCCCUCUGGAAACUCACCUACCACUGGGAAUGCAGAUAUGCCUGGCGACUCACAUUUAGCAAAGACCUCGGCCACAUCUCAUGCUGCAGCCAAUAGGGAUGCUAGCUCGGCCGAUGAAGAUGCCCCAGAUGAAGAAGAGCACGAUGAUGAUUAUGACGAGCAAGAAGAUGACCGAGAUGACGACAAUGAUGACAUGUCGGAAUCAGAGAGCUCUUCGUCCUUCUCAGGACGGGUACUGUCUACUCGAAUGGAUAACGCCAUGAAGGAUCUCGUCAUCCGUGACGCCCGCGCAUUUGUUGAACUCUACGAAGCUGGUCCGGGAAAGAACAUGCGAGACAAGGCCUUGGAGACAUUGACCGAGCUGCAGACCCUGGCUGCAGAUAUAGAAGCUUGUUAUCUCCGUGAUGCUGACGGGGAUGGUCUCUCUCUUUUUAGAAAAUUGGCCACUUAUUUUGAUGGAGAUGCCCUGGAAAGCAUCACCAGCUCGGAGUUACUGAACUCGGGUAUCAUUAAGAUUCUUUUGGACGUGUUUGGCGACUUUCACGCCCCCUCCAUGCGUGAAGCUCGUACUGCUUUUCUACAGGCAUUUAUGGGGACCAACAUUUCGGAGAAAGCUCAAAGCCAGAGCACCGCAACAACCCCCUUCAGCGUCCUGACCCACAAACUUCAAGAUCUGCUCAGCCGGACUGAGCACUUUGAAGUAAUCACUGUCAGCCACAACUCCUUGGAGAAUACACGUAGCAAUGCCGCUUAUAUGCUCGGCAAACAGCUUAGGCUGAAACUGGUGGCCGACGAAGACUCUGAUAUCCCUCGGUCUUAUCGAAAUAUCAUGGUCUCCAUCCAUGCAAUAGCAACCUUUAAAGCAUUGGAUGAUUUCCUUCAUCCAAGGAUCAGCCUGUCAGACCGACCUAAAUCAUCUCGCAGCCGCGACACAAUCCUGUCCCAGAUUGCCAACGCAGCCCGACUCCGGGAACAACUAGCCGGAAACGGCGAGGUUCCCGGCGACGAAGCUCCUUUGCCCCGUUCAUCCACGGGAACAGACCGUCUCCCACGCCCUCACGAUUCGAGGCCCGCAGCUAAGGAACCAUCCAUCGAAGGCCGUGGGUCAAGAUCGAGGCGGUCAGGCCGCCAUCACCAGGGCUCCGAAGGUGAUGAACAUGAUGAACCCUUGGAAUGCGCAGACGAAAGACAAUUGAGCGACGACGACGACGACGACGAAGACGAUGAUGACGAUGGCGACGGCGAGGGACUCAAUGCCAUUGUCGACGAUCUCGAAGAUGAUCUUUCUGAUGACAACGUACAUGACCCAACGGCAGUUAACAUGGAGGUUGCCUCCUCAGGUAAGGUCACGGCCCGCAAAGAAGAUGGUACUCGUGUGGCCACCCCCUCUCAGUCCACACCGGCAUCCAAGUCCUCCUCGUCAGCUACGCCGGCAUCGGCGAUAAAUACGGGAAACAGCUCCCUAGCUCUGGCUGGUCGCCCAUAUGCUUCGUAUGCCGCAGCCAUGGCUUCCAUCCCCUCUGACUGGCACAUUGAGUUCAGCGUGGAUGAUAAAGCCGUGUCAAGCGAGACGACAAUCUACCGUGCUGUUCAUCAUAAUCGUCAGUCAUCGGAUCCUCAGGCAAGAAAUGUUUGGUCGGCUGUGCAUACAGUUAAGUUCAGGAGGGUGCCGGGACCGCCUCCUCCAGAGCCUACCUCUCUUACAUCAGACUCGUCUGGGUCUGUUUCCAAUGCGGAGAAUAAUCAGAUGCCUUCCUCUCUCAGCCAAGAUCCAACCACCGCAUCGAUUCUUCAGCUGCUCCGCGUUCUGCAUGAGAUGAAUACCACCCUCGAUGAUAUACUGGCAGAGACAAAGGAUCUAGUCGCACUCAAACCCGAGUCGCUCGCGCAGUUCAUCAACACAAAACUCACAGCCAAACUCAACCGGCAAAUGGAAGAGCCGCUAAUUGUCGCGAGCAGCUGCCUCCCCAACUGGAGCGAAGAUCUUGCGCGGCUGUUCCCAUUCUUAUUCCCAUUCGAAACGCGGCAUUUGUUUCUCCAGUCGACGGCAUUUGGCUACUCGCGCGCGAUGAUGAGAUGGCAUAAUUCCCAAAAUGGUGACGAUAACCGGAAUGACCACCGGCGUGAGGACCGGCCAUUCUUGGGCCGUCUUCAGCGUCAAAAAGUGCGCAUUUCGCGAAGCCGUAUUCUGGACUCUGCUAUGAAGGUCAUGGAACUGUACGGCUCCUCGCCUAGCAUCUUGGAGGUUGAAUACUUUGAGGAAGUGGGUACAGGGUUAGGCCCAACCCUUGAGUUCUAUUCAACUGUCUCAAAGGAAUUCUCCAAGAAGAAACUCAAGAUCUGGCGGGAGAAUGAUUGUAACAACGGCGAAGAAUAUGCCUUUGGCAAAAGAGGGCUGUUCCCAUCCCCUAUGAGUAAUGCACAGGCUGCUUCUGAGUCAGGGAAGAAGCAGCAGCAUUUGUUCAAGAUUCUCGGAAAGUUUGUCGCACGGUCCAUGCUUGACUCGCGGAUCAUUGACGUUUCCUUUAAUCCGGCCUUUUUCCGCAUCGCCGACCUCUCGUCUUCCGUCACGCCCUCACUUGGUACAGUCAAGGCGGUAGACGAAGAUCUGGCAAAUUCGCUGCUCCUGUUGAAGCACUUUGCUAAUGCAAAACACGCUAUCACACAGAAGAAGUCCCUCUCCGAGGAGCAGAAGAAGCAGGCUUUGCGAGAUAUUGAGGUGGAUGGUGUCAAGGUCGAGGACUUGAGCCUGGACUUCACCCUACCCGGCUACCCAAGCAUUGAUCUCAUCGACAACGGCUCCAACAUCCCUGUGACCAUUGAAAAUGUGGAUUUAUACGUCGACCGGGUGGUGGAUAUGACCCUUGGCAGUGGUGUACAACGUCAGGUGGAUGCAUUUAAGGCAGGAUUCUCGCAGGUCUUCCCGUAUUCUGCACUACGGACUUUCACGCCAAGCGAGCUGGUUAUGCUGUUUGGAAGGGCGGAAGAAGACUGGACGAUCGAAACUCUCAUGGAUUCAAUCAAAGCAGACCAUGGUUUUAACAUGGACAGCCGGAGUGUGCGGAACUUACUGCAAACGAUGAGCGAAUUGAAUGCGCCACAGCGACGAGAUUUCCUGCAGUUUGUCACCGGCAGCCCUAAACUUCCCAUUGGAGGCUUCAAGAGUCUAACUCCUAUUUUCACUGUUGUCUGUCGCCCGAGUGAACCGCCAUACACACCUGACGACUACCUUCCGAGUGUGAUGACUUGUGUAAAUUAUUUGAAACUUCCCGACUACAGCAGCCUCGAUGUGCUUCGAGAGCGGUUGGCUGUUGCUAUCAAGGAAGGCCAGGGAGCAUUCCACCUAUCGUGA
Molecule: messenger RNA, 5472 nt
Organism: Aspergillus tanneri
Lineage: Eukaryota; Fungi; Ascomycota; Eurotiomycetes; Eurotiales; Aspergillaceae
Gene: UFD4
Product: HECT-type E3 ubiquitin transferase UFD4
Exons: 7
Coding region: 1-5472 (1823 amino acids)
Biological process (GO): protein polyubiquitination; proteasome-mediated ubiquitin-dependent protein catabolic process
Cellular component (GO): nuclear speck
Molecular function (GO): ubiquitin protein ligase activity
Source: RefSeq, a predicted model, not a curated record